CCAAAAAAUACACAAGCGACUUUCGGUGGGUCGGCGACAUUUUAUUGCUAUGGCGUCACUCUGAAUGAACAACAUAUCACGUGGUCUAAAGGCAACCACAUUCUCACUGCUAGCAAAAAAUAUAAAAUCCUGGAUAAUAACAGACAACUGGUUAUUAAUAAUGUGAACGAAGACGACAUUGGGGAGUACAGGUGUAAGAUAAGUGAUGUUCAUGGCGAUACCAGUGCUACAGCAUUCCUAACGACUGUCAAUUGUGAGUAUUUUUAUUUGUUUUGUUGUUAAAAAUUGUGAAGCAAUGUGUAUAGUACUACUUCGUCUGUUCUUCUUGAUUGCAUCAUUCCUUUCUCCCAUCUUUUUACCCUGACAUUACAGAAGUACAGUAUUUAGUGGUGAUAUAUGUAGCACAACAAAAUAUCCUUGAUAUAUAUCACUGUAUAAUAUUUACUCCCUAACUUCCCUCAUCGCUGUUCUUUAUUCUAAAUUCUUAUGCUAAGCUUUACAGUAGAUGCAAAACAUAUCUUGGUAAUAUCUUCACCAUGAAUAACAAAAUACCUAAGGCUAGGUGUACACUAUACGGGAUAGCUUUCCAUAGUGGCGUGAAAAAUCACGUGUCCCAUACGGAAUGUACAACUUUCAGAAGCUGAGCGAAACAACAUCUCUCCGUUGCAAUAAUUCCUCUGAAAAUAGCGUUCCUAAAAGGUAGGGUAGCUGUUUUUUCACGUCGCUAUGGAAAGCUAUCCACCACAGAUUAUAAGAGGAUCUCUUAAUCUGUGCCGGUACCGUUCAACUGAAUAUAACUGGAACGCUACCUGUAGUAAACUGCCUAUCUUUUUUCUUGAAGCCAAAUUUUACUGGAACUGGAGGUAAGAUAACAGACACGCGUGUCUGGAGGAAAGAUCACAGACACGCGUGUGAUCACAGACACGCGUGUCUGGAGGAAAGAUCACACACGCGUGUCUGGAGGAAAGAUCACAGACACGCGUGUCUGGAGGAAAGAUCACAGACACGCGUGUCUGGAGGUAAGAUCACAGACACGCUUGUCUGGAGGAAAGAUCACAGACACGCGUGUCUGAGGUAAGAUCACAGACACGCAUGUCUGGAGGAAAGAUCACGCGUGUUUAUGACAUGAUUGACUGAUCGAGCGCUCUUCGCAUGCAUGAAAAGACUGGGCAUGACAACAAGAAUUUGGCUUCACAUUUCCGGUUGGAGGUAGCGUUCCAGUUCUAUUCAGUUCCGUGGCCGGUACAGACCAUACAGUGUAAACAACGCAGCUUUAAACCUUCUAUCAUUCAUUCAUUCAACAUUCAUCUCUUACAGUGGGUUCACAGCAUGGGGGCAGCAGUUCACCCAACACAGCGGGGAUCGUCGUUGGUGUCUUACUAUGUAUCCUUGUGAUCCUAAUUAUCCUCUACUUUGUCCAUCGUUACCAUCGCCAUGGAGCCACACCUGCUGACGUCAUCAAGGAUGUGAAACGCAAGACAUUCUCUCGUUUCCAGUCCCCAACACAUCACACGGUGUUGAAAUACGAUACCUCGGAAUAUAACGACGACGAGGAUGAAGUGUACGACACUUCAGAUACUAAUCCCUUCGUCAGAGAUUGA
Molecule: messenger RNA, 1601 nt
Organism: Paramuricea clavata
Lineage: Eukaryota; Metazoa; Cnidaria; Anthozoa; Malacalcyonacea; Plexauridae
Source: the annotation of a GenBank genome assembly